CCAGCGUUGCGGCUGGGAAAAGGCUCAACGCCCGUCUGUGACGUCAUUUCUGCGCGACCCUUAGUUUUGGCGGAGCGUUUUCGGGUUGCUCCUGCGAACGAUGCCUAAAGUAGUGUCUCGGUCGGUAGUCUGCUCCGACACCCGGGAUCGGGAGGAGUAUGACGACGGCGAGAAGCCCCUCCACGUCUACUACUGUUUGUGUGGCCAGAUGGUCCUGGUGCUGGACUGUCAGUUAGAGAAAUUGCCCAUGAGGCCCCGGGAUCGGUCCCGUGUGAUUGAUGCUGCCAAACACGCCCACAAGUUUUGUAACACGGAAGAUGAGGAGACCAUGUAUCUUCGGAGGCCUGAAGGCAUUGAACGACAGUACAGGAAGAAGUGUGCCAAGUGUGGCCUGCCACUCUUCUAUCAGUCCCAGCCCAAGAAUGCCCCCGUGACCUUCAUUGUGGACGGAGCAGUGGUCAAGUUCGGCCAGGGCUUUGGCAAAACGAACAUCUAUACUCAGAAACAAGAGCCUCCUAAGAAGGUCAUGAUGACCAAACGGACAAAAGACAUGGGCAAGUUCAGCUCCGUCACGGUGUCGACCAUUGACGAGGAGGAAGAGGAGAUCGAGGCUAGAGAAGUCGCCGACUCCUAUGCACAGAAUGCCAAAGUGAUUGAAAAGCAGCUGGAGCGCAAAGGCAUGAGCAAAAGGCGGCUGCAGGAGCUGGCGGAACUGGAAGCCAAGAAAGCAAAGAUGAAGGGGACCUUGAUUGACAACCAGUUCAAGUGAUCAGGACCCUUCUCUCAACCCAGACCGGAGGCAGGCGUUUAGAGGAGGAGGAAAAAGAACCGUUUCUUGACUCCAUGGGCCACGUUUUUGCCCCAGCAGAAGGCUUGCCAUUGCUUCCCAUCGAUUCCUCCUACUUUUGGUGAGGUCUUUGAGUCCAUCUGACCUGCUUUCUAGAGAUGGGCUUUCUAAAUCUUUCUGUAUAUAGGUCUUCUGUACUAUUUUUUGUCCAUUUGAUGUAAACUUCAGCUGUGUGGAAACUCUAUGAACACAUCAGUGCUCGAGUGUCUCUCGUUUCUAAAGUAGCUAUUCUUAUUCCCUCUUCAAAGUUAAUAAAAUGUUUAUAGAUUUUUGAAAAAA
This is a messenger RNA of Callorhinus ursinus (northern fur seal), 1126 nucleotides long. NCBI's taxonomy places the organism in Eukaryota, Metazoa, Chordata, Mammalia, Carnivora, Otariidae. The record is from RefSeq and is a predicted model, not a curated record.